AUGUCGUCUAAACCAUUCGGAUAUGUUUAUGAUGAACGGAUGCUUGGACACGAAUGCAAGUAUGAUAAUACCAUGGCAGAAUGUCCGAAAAGAAUGAAGUUGAUUUAUGAACGUCUUCAGAAAGAUCAACUUCUGAGUGGAGCAUUGAAAAUAGAAGCCCGUGAAGCCGAUGAUUCCGAGAUCCGUCUGAAUCAUCCACAACAGCUAAUCGAUGAAAUUGUCAGUCUGAAUUCGACUGAAAAAUGUGAAGAAUACUGUAAAGAUAAAGAGAUUCUAUGGACAUGUGAGAACACGAAUGAAGCUGCUCGUGUUGCCAUCGGAGGAUCGAUUGAACUUGUGAAAGCAGCUCUCGAGAACAAGAUUCAUAAUGGAUUUGCAAUUGUUCGUCCACCUGGACAUCAUUCUUAUGGGAAAACUCCUCAAGGAUACUGUAUUUUCAACAAUGUUGUCAUAGCUGCAAAGUAUGCGAUCGAGAAGUUGGGAGUGAAGAAAGUGGCAAUUGUUGAUUUUGAUUAUCAUGCUGGAAAUGGAACAUUCAAGUCUGUCAAAGAUGAGUCGCGCAUUCACUUCACAUCUUUCCAUGGUCAUCAUUAUGGAUCAUUUUGGCCAUUCAGCAAAGAAUACGAUUAUGCAACAAAUAACCCUAACACUCUUUUUGUACCACUCAACGGCACAUUGAAUUCUGAAGGAGACUAUGUGUCCGUAUUCCAUCAUGUUCUAUUGCCAAUGCUGAAACAAUUUGAACCAGAACUAAUUCUUAUUUCCGCCGGUUUUGAUGCAGGAUACUAUGAUAUUAUGAUGGAGUUUGGACAAGGAGUAAAAGCGCAUGGCUACGGUCAUAUGGCUCGAUUGCUUGAUCAAAUAUGUCCAGGAAAGACUAUUGCUAUAUUGGAAGGAGGUUAUCAUCCAUAUAACUACACAGAAAGUGCAUCUAUGAUGGUUCGAGGUCUUCUGAAUCAUCCACUUCCGAAACUAACAAUUCCUACACGCAUGUCAGGAUCCCUUCUUGAAACGUUGUGGAAUAUUUUGAAUCAUCAUUCGGAAUGGUAUCCAGCGCUGGAACAACGAUUGAAGCAACUUGAAAAUCAACAGAAAGCGCUUGGCUUAGACCCAUUCGUUUUCAAUCAGACGCUAUUUUUGGGAGCGAAAAUGCGAGUAAUGUAUGACGACGUGAAAAAUAAUCGAAUUGUCAGAACGAGAGAAUGGUUUCCGGAAAUGUCUCCUGAACAAAUUUCGAUUUGCAAGCAGAAAAUUGACGAGUACAUAAAGGAAUACGAUUUCGCUUCGGAUCACAUUGAUCCCACUACAGAACAGUUAGUUGCACAAUGUGUUUGGGACGAAGCUUCGAGAUCAGAUGCUUUCAUGCAAGCAGCUCCAUUCGCCACGUUUUUAAUUCAAGAAUUCAAUGACUUCAUUGCUGGAAAACGAGAGAACAUGAUGAUAUGUGAUCGAGAAAUGUACUCAGAAGCCGUCAAGGCGGGUGUAUUGGACCCUCACACGCCAAUUACAACUACUUUCGAGCAUUAA
Messenger RNA from Caenorhabditis remanei, 1527 nucleotides. RefSeq lists its product as uncharacterized. NCBI's taxonomy places the organism in Eukaryota, Metazoa, Nematoda, Chromadorea, Rhabditida, Rhabditidae. Gene Ontology annotation, cellular component: histone deacetylase complex. The transcript has 5 exons. The record is from RefSeq and is a predicted model, not a curated record. Gene Ontology annotation, biological process: chromatin organization. Gene Ontology annotation, molecular function: histone deacetylase activity. The coding region runs from base 1 to 1527 and encodes 508 amino acids.